Notolabrus celidotus (New Zealand spotty) is the source of this 3990-nucleotide messenger RNA. RefSeq lists its product as uncharacterized. Gene Ontology annotation, cellular component: nucleus. Gene Ontology annotation, molecular function: exonuclease activity; nucleic acid binding. The transcript has 16 exons. The record is from RefSeq and is a predicted model, not a curated record. NCBI's taxonomy places the organism in Eukaryota, Metazoa, Chordata, Actinopteri, Labriformes, Labridae. Bases 93 to 3707 code for a protein of 1204 amino acids.
GUCACAAGAGUGUCAGUUGGAGCUCUCACCUGUUGAUUGUUAAUCAGUGAGAAGACGCUUUUUACGCUUCGUGAAAAGUGUCUUUUUUGCAGAUGUUUCCGUCGUGUGGUCUGUUUGCUAAUAUAAAUUGUCCUUCUACAAAACGUGGUCGCUGUGAGCGGCCUCACUGUUUCUACAAACAUGGCAUUGAGCUGCAGUAUAAGCUCGGGGCAUCGUUUAAAUCACCGGUGUUUGACUCUGCAGGGGUCCAAAAAGACAAUCCAUAUGAUGUCCGUGGAGCACCAGUGAAUGACGUCACCGCAGAUGAUUGCCUCCAGCAGCUGGAGAGGCUCAACAAGGAGAUUGAAACGGUUAGGCAUGAGGUAGAGCAGGAGCGGAGGCGAUUGUCUCACUACCAGACUGUACAGGUGGACAACCGAAACACUGAGCCAAGUUUUUCUACCUCUAAGUCCGAGACGGCACGUAAAAACGUAGACAGGAAUUCUUAUGGUUUGUCUUCAUUUACAGAGUCAAAGAAAAAGAACUCCAGAGCAAGAAAGUACGUGGUUGACAACUCUAAACCAAGGACGGAUUUAGAGUAUGAUCCUCUGUCAAACUUUUCUGCUGACUUGCGGUCUUACAGCACGUCAGGCAAAGAGCAAAAAGUGAGGGAUGAGCAAGGUUUGAAAAGAGCAAGAAAUGCCAUUUGUUGCAACCAAAAGCUAACAAAAGACUAUCAGGCUCCCCUUUCUCGAUCCCCAUCUCCAGAUCCACUUGGCGACUCUUAUGAAGACAGUGAGCUGGUUAUCGACAUUUCUCUCUCACCUGAAAGAAAGAGCCGGAAAGUCAAGGAAUUUGUUGAGUUUGUUUCUGACAAAUCCCCGACCCAGGAAAGAAUAACUGAAUCUAAUGAGUCCGUGAUUUUUCUGGAUUCUCUGCCAUUACAAGUUUCAAAAACUCUUGCUGUCAGUGCUACACCCCUACCUGCACCAAAGCUUCAAGAAAAUGUACUUCAUAGCAAUUGCAGGGCUGAAAAAAGUCAAAAGUCUGAAGUGUAUGAGAAUGAAGACUGUGAAAUUGUACUGGUUAAAGGAAGUGUUAACAUUACUGGAUGUUUAGAAGACCUGGGAAGAGAGAGUCAGAAAGUGACUCAUUUUCAGGCUGCUGAAACACUAGAUGAAAAAAGUCCUGAACCUACAAGUCCUCCUACAGCCAGAGACCUGCAAGAUCAAAACCUGAGCAAUCUGGUGGUGAAGAAACGACCCCAGUGUGAGCUGUCCUGUAGUGUGAAGAAAAUGAAUCCACUGCAGCCUUAUGAUUAUCUGCCAAAGAAUUCACUGUUUUAUAAAACUCCAGAGGUCUUACUUAACAGGCAACAUGCCAACCAAACCCAGGCUCAGAACAGAGUUCAUGAUCAGCAGUCUAACACAAACUGUUCACCUUCACUGCUGCCACAAGGACAGAAAACAUCAGACCGAAUGAUCGGACAGGCUCAUCAUCAUCCUCCUGAAAGAUACCUGGAGCCAGAAGAAAUGGCUUCAUACAGCAACCAAGCUGGUGCCCAGCGCAAUUCCUCAGCAUCAAGUUUGACAAACCAAGCUGAAUCAUCAAUAUCCUCCGAGUGUCUCUCUGUAAAAGCAGAUGCUAAAGAGGUUAUUAUCAUCGAGUCAAGCUCUGAUGAGGAGGCGGAUGAGUUCAACUUCUCAGAAAUAGAGCUGUCUGACAGUGACCCAAUGGAGGAAUGCUACAGGAUCUUCAUGGAGGCAGAGGUUAAAGCAAGUGAACAGCAGCCUGAUGUUCCUGUUGGAGUCGAAGAGGAGGAGAGGCCAGAACUGAAUGUUACACCGCAACCACAGGCAGGAAGGAAGAGAGUAGCUCAUGAAGUGAAAAAUACAGAGCAGCCGGUUGCUAAAAGCAGACCUCAGCCAAAGGUGCUGGUUCCCUGGCGUGGGCCUGCAGUGACGGGAUUUCCACCCCAGCCCUCCAUCACAGCCAAUAUCCAGCAGGUACAGCAGAGGGCCUCCAUUCUUACGGCCUCAGUUAAAGGUGGUCAGGAUUUUGCUCUCUCCACAUGUCAGAGGAAGCAAGAAACCCAGAGUGCACCCUCUUCUUCAAUUCAGAACCCUGAAAACCUGCAGCUUGCUCCCCUGCAAAAUGCUUACAUUAAGUACAUACCUUUGGAAACAGCUGUGAUAAAUGUGGGCAACAACCUGCACUUGAUCCUACCCCAGGGCACCGUCACUCUGCCUGUGACUUCAAGCUCCAGCCAAGUCAGUUCUGUGCUAACUCCUGUGACCCGAGUGCAUCCAAACCAUGUCACUGUGAGACAAGCCUACAAUCCAGUUUUACUCACUCCUGUGCAAAGAUACCGCUCAACAGCACCGAUGAUCAUCCCUGCGCAGGCACGUAAACGUUGGCCAAUCUCUGCUUCUGCAGCAGCACAUUCAGUUCCAGCAGCUUCUACUCCUCAAGCUGCUGUCCAAUCUACUGCUAAGCCAGUUGCUACUAAACGCAAAUCAAAGCAGCAGAGUGAGGCCGCCAAAGACAAAGUUCCCCAUGACAUCAGACAACGCUACGUCAACUUGUUCACAGAGGAGCUCCUCAAAACCUCAGCCAAUGUCAAUGAUGCUUUUGAAAAGGCUCUUGCUGAAGAGAAGACUGUGUAUAACCGCAGUAUGAACAAACUCAAAUAUCUCAGUGUUGCAGUGAAUGCUUUAAAGAGGCUGAAGAAUCAAAGUGCUGCGUUUACACGAGAUCAAAAUAAGGUCAACAGCCAAAGCUUUAAGGGCAGAAUUCCACUAAAUCUGGAGGAGAUUGAGGGAAACGCAGAUGACAUGCCCUUUUAUGACAGCUUUAAGGACUAUAUUCUGACUGAGGGAAGAAUGAUUGAGAGCAACUAUCCUCUCCAGCACCCAGAGAAACCUGGUUCUGCUGUGCUUUUUUCUGAGCCUAAGAAAGGAAUCAAAGACCCUCUGAAGAGGAUCUGCUGUCGAUGUGGGGCUACGUACUCUGUGAGCCAAACCGGCAAACACGUCCGUAAGGAGGAGUGUAAUUAUCACUAUGGGAAAGGUGUCAAUAAUCGAGUACCAGGUGGAGUGGAAACCCGCUACAGCUGCUGUGAGGGAGUCAUGGGAGCACCUGGAUGUCAGGUGUUUAAGUUGCAUGUCCACGAUUCCCUCAGCCUGGAUGGAUUUGUAUCAACCUCUGAGGGAAGUUCCUCAGGCAGGAGCUGUCCUGGAGUCUACUCCUUGGAUUGUGAAAUGUGUUAUACCAUUCAUGGUUUGGAGCUGUCCAGAGUGACCGUGGUUAACUCCAGACUGCAAGUCAUUUAUGACACCUUCAUCAGACCUGAUAACGAGGUCAUCGACUAUAACACCAGGUUUUCAGGCAUGAGUGAGGAAGAUGUGAAGGAUACCUACACCUCUCUCAGAGAGGUUCAGGAAACCUUACUGAGCUUCAUCAAUGCAGACACCAUUUUGAUUGGACACAGCCUGGAAACAGACCUCUGUGCCCUGAAGUUGCUUCAUGGAACUGUGGUGGACACAUCAGUGGUCUUCCCCCACCGUCUGGGCCCCCCUCACAAGCUCAGCCUCAACAAGCUCACUGCUGACUACCUCAGGAGGAUCAUCCAACAGAGUGAGUGUGGCCAUGACACUGCAGAAGAUGCCGCUGCCUGCAUGGAGCUUAUGUUAUGGAAGGCCAAAGAAGAUGGAAAACUGAAGAAAUGAUAUAAAUAAGACAUGAUAAUCUUCACCCUGCUCAUAAAGGAAAAAAGAAGCUGUUUGUCACUUAUUUUUGUUGGGCCCUGUUCACUCUAAUCUGAUGACAAUAGAGGGCUAUUUAUUCUUUAAGUUAGAUGUUAUCACUGAGUUCUGUUGGAGAGUUUUCUUUGUUAAACUUUAAUUUGAAGCCCAUAUGUCCUUAUCUGUCAUACAAUGUGUCACUGUAUUAAGAGUGCAAAGGGUGGGAUGUCAUCAGCUUUGACUGAAUAAAGGCAAUCAAUGAAUGCUC